GCACGCUUGACCCGGAGGGGGAGUCUCGCGCCUGCGCCGUCCCGCACUGAGUGAGAGAGGACAGGCAGACGGACGGAUGCCGGGAGGGCCGGAGCCGCGGGUCCGCCCGAAGCGGGGUGCAGGAGGAGACGGGGUGGCAAAGGAAGAAGAGGCACCGGUGGGAGGCUCCUCCCGCAGACGGAAAGCAGAAUGCCCGCGGAGGAGGCGGAGCCGCCGGGAACUGCCUGGGGAGGAGGAGGAGCUAAUGCAUGGGGGCAAAGACAGCUUCAUGGAGGGAGAUAUGGUGGCGGAUAAAGCCAUUUUAGCACCAAAGCGGGAAGUGGAGGAAGAUGAAGUAGUGAUACAAGAUAUAGAACCUACAAUAUUGAUCCAGGAUCAUCCACUGGAAGUAGUAGAAAGCCAUGCUAUAGUGAGGGAAGGAGUCCUACGCAGCUCGCGAACUAGUCAGACCCAAACCCUGCAACUCAUUUGCAAAUCUGAACCUGAUCAACAUCAGCUUGUGUAUGAGAUAAAUGAAGGUCCCUCCUCUUAUACAGCUGGAAUUAGUGAGGAGGAGGAGGAGGAGGAAGAGGAGGAGGAAGAAGAUAUAUUGAUAAGCGAGGAAGAUAUUACAUAUAAAGAUGACCCCAGAGAUGAAACCUACAGACCCCAACUAGAAAGUGAGGAUGAGGAAGAAGAGUUGAUAAGUGAGGAAGAGAUUCCAUAUAAGGACGACCUCAGUGAUAAAACCUACAGACCCACAUUGGACAGAGAUACUGCUCGAUCAAGAAGACGCCUUGCUCGUUCGAGAGAUGAGCCAGCACCUGUGGAAGUAAAGAUGGAGGUUAAAGAAGAAGGUCAAGUUGUCCAAGAAGAAGAAGUGCCUAGGAAGAGAGGGCGUAGGCGCAAGGAUGACAAAAGCCCAAGACUUCCAAAGAGGCGAAUCCAGGCUCGAAUCGCGGUCAGACCACCUGAAAAGAAGAAGCCCCCCAUACAAUAUGUGCGAUGUGAGAUGGAGGGAUGUGGCACAGUCCUGGCCCACCCAAGAUACCUACAGCAUCAUAUUAAGUAUCAACAUCUUUUAAAGAAGAAGUACGUGUGUCCACAUCCCUCUUGUGGAAGGCUGUUUCGCUUGCAGAAGCAACUGCUCCGUCAUGCAAAGCACCACACAGACCAGCGGGAUUAUAUUUGUGAAUACUGCGCUAGAGCAUUUAAAAGCUCCCACAACUUAGCAGUCCAUCGCAUGAUCCAUACCGGAGAGAAACCCUUACAAUGUGAGUUCUGUGGUUUCACCUGCAGACAGAAAGCUUCCCUGAAUUGGCACAUGAAGAAACAUGACGCUGACUCUUUCUACCAAUUCUCCUGCAGUAUCUGUGGGAAGAAAUUUGAGAAGAAGGACAGUGUUGUGGCCCACAAGGCAAAGAGCCACCCUGAGGUUCUUAUUGCAGAGGCCCUAGCUGCCAAUGCUGGAGCCCUCAUUACCUCCCCUGAACUGCUGGUGCCCGAAACCACGGAGCCGGUGGUUCAAGAGGAGCCUGAGCCUCCACAGCCAUUCUAUCCCAGCACUGGUCCCAAGAUUUUAGUGGCGGUAGAAGGAAUGGGUGCUACCACAGAGGUUCUUAUUGAGGAUUCGGACUCUGCAGGACCUUAGAGGGUUUAUCAAUCCCCUCUGCACAGCACCAGAACUGUUUCCUUUUCUCUUUCCCAGCUGGCUGGCUGUCUCAUCUUCCCUGGUCCCUUCUUCCCGACCUACCCCACACUGCAGGAAUUUCCGCUUUCUUUGUCCUUUAUGUAUGAUCUGCACAAACUUAUUUGGACUCUGUUUUCUGCCUUGGGUUUCCUUGCAUUCUUUCAUUGUCCCUGUUCUUUCUUUAAAAUUUUAUUUCUUCUAUUCACUCAACUCUGUUUUUGCUUACAUCUUUGUUUUGUCUUUUUCAGUUUUCCUUUGUUUUAUUUGUCCUGGGCUUCUCCUGUUCUGUCCCUCUCUUGCUCCUUCUUUCUCGGGUGCUGUGUUCUGCACUCUCCACUGUAUAUAAUAUGUUUAAAGAAUAAAAUGAGCUGUUUUGUCUCA
Messenger RNA from Pelobates fuscus (common spadefoot toad), 2050 nucleotides. RefSeq names its product ZFP91 zinc finger protein, atypical E3 ubiquitin ligase (gene ZFP91). Gene Ontology annotation, cellular component: nucleus. The coding region runs from base 77 to 1630 and encodes 517 amino acids. Gene Ontology annotation, biological process: regulation of transcription by RNA polymerase II. Gene Ontology annotation, molecular function: transcription coregulator activity; RNA polymerase II transcription regulatory region sequence-specific DNA binding; DNA-binding transcription factor activity, RNA polymerase II-specific. The transcript is spliced from 13 exons. The record is from RefSeq and is a predicted model, not a curated record. NCBI's taxonomy places the organism in Eukaryota, Metazoa, Chordata, Amphibia, Anura, Pelobatidae.